AUGCUUGCUAUCCGUCCUGCUGUGCGGAGGGCCAUUGUGACUCAAUCACGCCGUGCUAUCUCCGCACCGCAGGCACUGGCUUUGGGAGCUCGUCGCCCUGCUCGACUUACAGCUACGACUACGGCAUACAGUGCAUCUUCGCAAAUUCGUUCUUACUCUCGUCCCGCUGAUCCUCAAUUCUCGACCCGUUCGACCGUGGUGCAGCUGCUGAGCAAUAUCGGCUCCAAGCGUGAAGUCCAGCAAUACCUCUCCCAUUUCACUUCGGUCUCAUCUCAGCAGUUCGCUGUUAUCAAGGUCGGCGGCGCCAUCAUCACCGAGCAUUUGCAGACUUUGUCCUCGGCUCUCGCCUUCCUUAACCAUGUCGGUCUUUAUCCCGUCGUUGUGCACGGCGCCGGUCCCCAGUUGAAUAAAAUGUUGGAGGAUGCUGGUGUUGAGCCUCACUUCGAAGACGGUAUCCGUGUUACGGAUGGUAAGACUUUGGCUUUGGCUAGAAAGCUCUUCUUGGAGGAGAACUUGAAGUUGGUGGAGGAAUUGGAGAAUAUGGGUGUCCGUGCUCGUCCCAUAACCACCGGCGUUUUCUCGGCAGAUUACCUCGACAAGGAAAAAUACAACCUGGUCGGCAAGAUCAACAGUGUCGACAAGAAGCCCAUUGAGGCUGCCAUCGAGGCAGGAUGUCUGCCUAUCCUGACCUCAAUGGCCGAGACUCCUGAGGGCCAGGUUCUCAACGUUAACGCAGAUGUUGCUGCUGGCGAACUCGCCCGUGCUUUGCAGCCCCUCAAGAUUGUCUACCUCGCCGAAAAGGGAGGAUUGUUCAACGGUGACACUGGCGAGAAGAUCUCUGUCAUCAAUUUGGAUGAAGAGUACGACCAUCUUAUGACCCAAUGGUGGGUUCGACACGGCACACGUCUGAAGAUCAAGGAAAUGAAGGAGCUUCUUUCCGACCUUCCUCGCACGUCUAGCGUUGCUAUCAUUCACCCAGCAGACCUUCAAAAGGAAUUGUUCACCGACUCUGGAGCGGGUACCAUGAUCCGACGGGGUAACAAGGUCCACAUCAAGUCCUCCCUCUCUGAGUUUGAGGAUCUUGCUGCUCUCAAAGACGUGUUGAUCCGCGACCGUGAGGGCCUCGAUGCCAAGGCUACUGUCGACCGCUAUGUUGAAGGUCUGAAGGACCGUCCUUUCAAGGCAUACUUCGACGAGCCCAUGGAUGCUCUGGCUGUUGUCCUUCCUCAGCAGGACUCUGCCUUUGCACAUCUUGCUACAUUCACCAUCACAAAGGCUGGAUGGCUCACAAACGUUGCCGACAACGUUUUCACCAGCAUCAAGAAAGACUUCCCCAAGCUCGUCUGGACCGUGAAGGCCGACGACGAGAAUCUCACCUGGUUCUUCGACAAGGCGGAUGGUAGCUUGUCUCGUGAUGGCGAUGUCCUCUUCUGGUACGGUCUGGAAGAUGGCGACGAAGUUAAGCAGUUGGUUCUUGAGUUCACCAAGAAUGGCCGCCAGAUGUUCGGUGACUACAAUCUUGAAGCUAGGUUGCAUCGUGCUGCCCAGGCCGCCUUGAAUAUUGGCAAGACUGGUCAGCAGAAGCGCUCCUACUCGACGCUUCGUACCAACGCUCUGCAGUCGUUCCGUAGCGGAACCCAAGGCGCCUCUGGUCGACGAUCAUACAGCACCAAUCCCAACCCUCCUCUUGGCGAGAAGAACGUUUCUAACAACCGCCCGUCUAAAGUCGCUUUGAUCGGAGCUCGAGGCUACACCGGCCAAGCACUUAUCAACCUCAUCAACUCCCACCCAAAUAUGGACUUGCGCCACGUUUCUUCCCGUGAACUUGCUGGUAAGAAGCUCGAAGGCUACGACAAGCGGGAGAUCAUCUACGAGAACCUCAGCCCCGAUGACGUACGCCGCAUGGCUUCAAACGGCGACAUUGACUGCUGGGUCAUGGCUCUUCCCAACGGUGUCUGCAAGCCUUUCGUUGAUGCAGUUGACCAAGGAGCAGACAAGGGUGGUUUGAUUGUCGACCUCAGCGCCGACUACCGCUUUGACCCAUCUUGGACCUAUGGUCUCCCUGAGCUCGUUAACCGAUCCACUAUUGCUCGUGCAACUCGCAUUGCCAACCCUGGCUGCUAUGCAACUGCUGCUCAGCUUGGUAUUGCGCCAUUGGUGCCUCAUUUGGCUGGACAGCCAACUGUUUUCGGUGUCUCGGGUUAUUCAGGAGCUGGCACCAAGCCUAGUCCCAAGAACGACGUCAACAUUUUGACCAACAAUAUUGUUCCUUACAGUUUGACGGACCAUAUCCAUGAGCGUGAAAUUAGCGCUCAACUCGGAACCAGCGUCGCGUUCAUCCCUCACGUCGCUGUUUGGUUCCAGGGCAUCCACCACACCAUCAGCCUUCCUCUUAAAGAAGUGAUGUCAUCCCGGGAUGUCCGCAACCUUUACCAAGACCGUUAUGCCGGUGAGAAAUUGGUCAAGAUCGUUGGCGAGCCGCCUCUCGUCAAGGACAUCGCUGGUCGUCACGGUGUCGAGAUUGGUGGAUUCGCUGUGCAUUCGAGCGGCAAGCGUGUUGUCAUCUGUGCAACAAUCGACAACCUCCUCAAGGGCGCUGCUACACAAUGUCUUCAAAACAUGAACCUUGCGCUUGGCUACUCAGAGUACGAGGGAAUCCCACUCGAGUAG
Talaromyces marneffei is the source of this 2670-nucleotide messenger RNA. RefSeq lists its product as uncharacterized. The record is from RefSeq and is a predicted model, not a curated record. Lineage: Eukaryota; Fungi; Ascomycota; Eurotiomycetes; Eurotiales; Trichocomaceae. Gene Ontology annotation, molecular function: N-acetyl-gamma-glutamyl-phosphate reductase (NADP+) activity; arginine binding; NADP+ binding. The transcript has 3 exons. Bases 1 to 2670 code for a protein of 889 amino acids. Gene Ontology annotation, biological process: L-arginine biosynthetic process. Gene Ontology annotation, cellular component: mitochondrion; cytoplasm; mitochondrial matrix.